CCCUUCUCCGCGCUACCGCUCGACCCCAUCUUCUGUCAACCUCGACUGCAUUUUCGAGUUUGGUCCUUCUUUCUUCUUCUUUCCCCGCCCGAAGGCCCUCUCCUCAAACUCCAAAAUGUCCAGCCAAGCCCCUGCUGACGCUGCGGUUCCCGCCGAAUCGCCCGCCGCUCAAACCUUGCCCGACCGCACUCAGGCCCCCGCCGAUGCCGCUGCUCCCCAGGGCGAGGUCUCCAAGAAUGCUGCAAAGAAGGCCGCCAAGUUGGCCAAGUUGGCUCAAGACAAGGCCGAGAAGAAGGCUGGAAACGCUGCCAACAAGGGAAUUGGAAAGCAGGAGGCCAAGAAGCCCGCCUCCAAGGCUCCUAAGAAGAAGAUUGACGGUGCCGCUCUGAUCGGUAUCGAUGUCUCCAAGGAAGAGGACUUCCCCAGCUGGUACCAGCAGGUCCUGACCAAGGGUGACAUGCUCGACUACUACGAUGUCUCUGGAUGCUUCAUCCUCAAGCCCGCUUCGUACUCUAUCUGGGAGGAGAUCCAGAACUGGUUCAACGGAUACAUUAAGAAGAUGGGUGUCAAGAACUGCUCCUUCCCUCUCUUUGUCUCUGAGGAUGUCUUGCAGAGGGAGAAGGACCACAUCGAGGGUUUCGCGGCCGAGGUCGCCUGGGUCACUCACGCUGGUUCCACCCCCUUGGAGAAGAAGAUCGCUAUUCGUCCCACCUCUGAGACCGUCAUGUACCCCUACUACGCCAAGUGGAUCAGAAGUCACCGUGACCUUCCUCUCAAGCUGAACCAGUGGAACUCCGUCGUCCGUUGGGAGUUCAAGCACCCCCAGCCCUUCCUGAGAACCAGAGAGUUCCUGUGGCAGGAGGGUCACACUGCCCACCUGACCCAGGAUGCGGCCCAUGAGGAGGUUAUGCAGAUCCUCGACCUCUAUGCUCGCAUCUACGAGGAGCUUCUGGCCGUUCCCGUCGUCAAGGGUCAGAAGACCGAGAAGGAGAAGUUCGCCGGUGGUCUCUACACCACCACCGUCGAGGGCUACAUUCCCGCCACUGGCCGUGGUAUCCAGGGUGGUACCUCUCACGGUCUGGGCCAGAACUUCAGUAAGAUGUUCGGCAUCACCGUCGAGGAUCCCUCCGCCAAGGGUGACGAGAAGAAGCCCCCCAUCCACGUCUGGCAGAACUCCUGGGGUCUGUCGACCCGUACUCUGGGUGUCAUGGUGAUGAUCCACAGUGACAACCGCGGUCUUGUCCUCCCUCCCCGCGUGGCUGAGAACCAGACCGUCAUCGUCCCCGUCGGUAUCACCGCCAAGACCUCGGACGAGGAGCGCAGCAAGCUCUACGCCGAGAUCGACCGCCUGGUCUCCGUCCUCCAGGACGCCGGCGUCCGCGCCAUCUCCGACCUCCGCGAGGGCUACUCCCCGGGCUGGAAGUUCAACGAGUGGGAGCUGCGUGGUGUGCCCCUGCGCAUCGAGUUCGGUCCCGGUGAGAUGGCCGGCGGCUUCGUCACCGCCGCUCGCCGUGACAUCCCCGGCAAGGACGGCAAGGCGCCCAUCCAGAUCGCCGAGCUCGCGACCGCCGUCCCCGCUCUCCUCGAGACCAUCCAGAAGGACCUGUACAACCGCGCCGACAACGAGUACCGCUCCCACCGCAAGCUCAUCACCAACUGGGACGACUUCACCCCCGCCCUCAACGACAAGAACGUCUGCAUCAUCCCCCACUGCUUGACCGAGGAGUGCGAGGACCAGAUUAAGGACAUGAGCGCCCGCAAGGCCGAGGAGGACUCCGGCGAGGCCCAGGACGCCCGUGCCCCCAGCAUGGGCGCCAAGUCUCUCUGUAUCCCCUUCGACCAGCCCGAGGGUAUCGUUCCCGGCGAGACCAAGUGCUGCAACCCCAAGUGUACCCGCCCUGCGGAGAAGUGGUGCAUGUUCGGCCGUAAGUUUUCUUGUCGUCAUCAUCUUCGAACCAUUUUCGCUAACCCAGGUCCACCUAAUCUAGGCUCGUACUAAGCGCUUUUCGUCGUCGUCAUACUAUACAAUAUCAAAUCACUUGCAACUGACAUUUUAU
Messenger RNA from Aspergillus fijiensis CBS 313.89, 2057 nucleotides. Its product is annotated as proline--tRNA ligase. Gene Ontology annotation, cellular component: cytoplasm; aminoacyl-tRNA synthetase multienzyme complex. The coding region runs from base 116 to 1999 and encodes 627 amino acids. The record is from RefSeq and is a predicted model, not a curated record. Gene Ontology annotation, molecular function: ATP binding; proline-tRNA ligase activity. Gene Ontology annotation, biological process: prolyl-tRNA aminoacylation. The transcript has 3 exons. Lineage: Eukaryota; Fungi; Ascomycota; Eurotiomycetes; Eurotiales; Aspergillaceae.